This is a messenger RNA of Medicago truncatula (barrel medic), 1604 nucleotides long. Its product is annotated as UDP-N-acetylglucosamine--dolichyl-phosphate N-acetylglucosaminephosphotransferase. The record is from RefSeq and is a predicted model, not a curated record. Gene Ontology annotation, cellular component: membrane. Gene Ontology annotation, biological process: dolichol-linked oligosaccharide biosynthetic process. Bases 73 to 1323 code for a protein of 416 amino acids. Lineage: Eukaryota; Viridiplantae; Streptophyta; Magnoliopsida; Fabales; Fabaceae. The transcript is spliced from 11 exons. Gene Ontology annotation, molecular function: UDP-N-acetylglucosamine-dolichyl-phosphate N-acetylglucosaminephosphotransferase activity.
CCAUUUUUGAAUUUUUUUUGUAGAUCUGUCUGAAUAAUUACAACUACGGUUAAGGUUACACAGAACACAACAAUGGGAACACGAAAGAGACUCAUCUCUCCAACAACACAACCUUCUUCUCCAGAUCAAAAACCUCAACAACAAAUCACUGACCCACCAAUUGCGCCUCCAAAAUGGGGUUUUCUUUUCAAGCUAUCUCUCUUUUCCAUCCCUUAUUUCUACCUCAUCUUCUUCCAUUUCACCAUUGAUUCUCAUCUUCGAAGAUCCAUUAUCAUCAAUGCUGGAUUGAGUCUUGUUGGAUUCUUUGUUACUGUUAGAAUGAUCCCUGUUGCUUCUAGAUAUGUUCUUAAACGGAGUCUUUUUGGUUUUGAUAUUAAUAAGAAGGGUACUCCUCAAGGGAAUGUUAAAGUGCCUGAGUCAUUGGGUAUAGUUGUUGGUAUUGUCUUUUUGGUUGUUGCAAUAGUAUUUCAGUAUUUCAACUUCACAGCAGAUUCCAAUUGGCUUGUGGAGUACAAUGCUGCUUUAGCAUGCAUCUGUUUCAUGACAUUGCUUGGAUUUGUCGAUGAUGUCCUUGAUGUCCCUUGGAGAGUAAAAUUACUGCUACCAUCAAUUGCUGCACUCCCUUUGUUAAUGGCAUAUGCUGGACACACAACCAUAGUUAUACCAAAACCACUUGUACCACACAUUGGCAUAGAGAUUUUGGAUCUUGGAUGGAUAUAUAAACUAUAUAUGGGACUAUUGGCUGUUUUCUGCACAAAUUCCAUCAAUAUACAUGCUGGACUAAACGGACUUGAAGUCGGACAGACAGUGGUUAUUACAUAUGCGAUUCUGAUACACAAUAUUAUGCAAAUUGGAGCAUCAACAGAUCCGGAAUAUAAGCUAGCACAUGCAUUCUCCAUAUACUUGGUGCAGCCAUUGCUAGCUACCUCUUUGGCUUUACUUUCUUACAAUUGGUAUCCUUCUUCAGUUUUUGUUGGUGAUACGUAUACAUACUUUGCAGGGAUGACAAUGGCUGUGGUUGGUAUUUUAGGCCACUUUAGUGAAACUCUCUUGAUUUUCUUCCUACCUCAAGUUUUGAACUUUCUCUUGUCACUCCCUCAGCUUUCUGGCUACAUUCCAUGUCCACGUCAUCGUCUGCCGAGGUUUGACCCUCAAACUGGACUACUGACCGGAACAAAUGAUGGAACCCUCGUCAACUUCUUUCUAAGGAAAUUAGGCCCGAAAUCCGAGAAAUCACUUUGUAUAUAUCUUCUUAUUUUCCAGGGUAUUGCAUGCUGUUUCUGUUUCAUGCUGAGGUAUUUCCUUGCUGGUUGGUACAAAUGAAAAACUAAGCUGAUAAAGUAAGACAUGGAAAAUGAGAACCACCUGAGAGACUGCAUUGUUGUAUAAUCAUUUUUGUAGAAAAUCUUAUUUAGUGUAAUUGGAUAUAGGAAUUUCUUUUGUUACUUGAAUGCUGCAUACAUCACAACUUCAAAAAAUACACACGUUUGGAAAUGUCAUAAACCUAGCAACAUUUUAUAUGUCAUACCUUCACAACUAGUUAACUUCUAUUUUAUAUGAUCAUCAGUCUUGUAACACCUUAGUAUUAUCUACUUUAUUGUACU